AAAUGAAUUUCCUCUGAAUAAAGAAAAUUUUGUCUCACUUGGAAAUUAUAUCAGCUGCGCUACACACACCUUCUCCAAUUCCAAUCUCCAAUAGUUUUUCAGCCGAAAUUUAAAAAAUCAACCUAAAAAUAAACCCGUCGCCUCUGUUCCUGUUCCUUUGUUUGCUUUUCCAAAAUAAUAUCCCCAAAGCCCAAAAAUGCAACCAACUGAAUCAGAAAAAGAAACCCAUUCCUCGAAUACAACUCCAGAACAACAAAAUUAUGAUCAUCUUCCAUCUACCAGUUCGAAUAGUCUCCAGGAUGUGGACAGUUUUCUGAGUCGUUGCAAUUGGAAUAAUGAAAAAAUCAACAAUAUCCUACGGUCUCCACCUGGUGUUCGCCAGAAGUCGGUUUUUACAGCGAAUCCUCAAGUGACCAAAUUUAAUGUGAGUGCUGCCCCGUUUGUCUCGAGAACGGCCGCGGCAACGGCAUCGGCUGGAGCACAGCACAGAACCCUGAAUUUCCCGAAGGAAAACUCGAAUUUCGGAGAACAGUACUACAAUCACCAGCGCCAAUCAGCAGCGACAGCCUACGAUAACCUCGCGGCCAGAAUGAUGCGCAGUCUAUCAGCCCGCUGCAGCCCUUCGGCAAUGUAUCAUGGUUCUUCGGGUGGUGCCAUGAAGUCUGCUGCUUCCAAUGAUAUGCGUCCUAUUGUCAUAAUGCAUCCUGGUAAUCUAUCUCCAUCGAUGCCAACGUUCUCUAGCCGAACCAGCAAUCGGGAUUAUGAGAAUUCAUAUGCUGCUGGACCGAUGCCAUUGCCAAAUGGAACUAUUCACAUGCGUCUGAGGGACGGUGUUUGCAUUGAUAUGACACUUGACAAGGCUGUUCGUGUGUUCAAUACCCGUAGCUUGGUUGCUUUGGCACUUUCAAGCAAUGGAAGCAGUUCGGCUAUGGUCCAUCCAAACGGCAGAGUCUACCAAAAUGGAUCUCGAGUGGAAAUAGUUACCUACGAUGGCAUGAAACGCAACAAUUAUGUGCGAUAUGCAAAAAUAUGGUACAAAGGAGUGAGUUUUACGAGUGAAAACUGCGCCCUCACUUAUCUCGUUGAUGCGGCUGGCACAAGGACGACUACAGACAGCUUUAUGGAUAUGAGGAAGGAUUAUACAACUUUCGUGUUUUACAAUGACUCCCGACAUGGUCCAGCGUGUGUACAAGAGGCCGCUUCAGUUGUUCAAAGUUCAAAACUAUCCUAUUCAGAGGAUGGCUCCGAGACAUACGAAAUUAAUGGAUUUCGCAUAUCACAAGCUGCUGAUGGUUUAGUGAAAUUGACCCGGACCCAUAACAAGUGCCUCAUUCGAACAAGCCCCACUAAUGGAUCGGCAACUUUGACUACGCCAGCAAUUCACUGUACAGCAUCGCUGGGAAAGACUUCACACAUGUUUGUGAGACGUAAUGAAAAACGAAUGCACUUUGAUGGAUCCUGUUUCAUAGUUCGCAAUGCUGGACAUUCGGCAGGAUUCAAUGACGAAAAUUUACUGAUUGUUUACUAAGAUGCGUUGGUACUCCUCCACCUGCUCUGCUGCUCCUCUAAAACACGCUCAUUCAUCAUUGUCAUCAUAUCGCAGAGUUAUGAGAGUCUGUCCUUUUUUGUCUGUCUUUUGGAAGUACUUAGUUGAAAAUGGGAAAUUUCAAGCAUUUACGACCUUUUGUUUCCAUCAUCCGAAUAUUUUUCUCUUUUUGAAAUUUUCAAUUUAUUUGUUUUUGGCGCAGUUGGUGUUUUUAUUUUCAUGUGUGUUCUUUUUAAAAAAAGUCAAGUUUUGUUUUUGUAUUUUAAUCCUCCUCCGUACAUUUGAAAAGUCAACACAAUUUGAAGUAGGAAUGUAACUCCUACUUGGGACAAAAACACACAGAGUAGAUUUUUAGAGUGUUCCCAGUUGAAUUUCCUUUUGCCAAAAGUUAGUGAUCAAAGGCAAAAGUUGUAUGUAAAAAGCGAAAGUACAUAAUUUUCAAAUGAUGUAUCAAGUGUAUGUGACACAAGUUUAAUUUGUUUAAUUAUUAGAAUGUUGAAAAUAUUUUUAAAAAAUUAUUUUUCUGUGUAAAACAAAUUCGUCAAAUAUUUAUUCAUCAGCAAUAUUUUUAAGAAUUUUAUUUUAUUGUUUGAUUCGUUUUCAUUUCAAAUACCAAAAAAAAAAGAAGAAAUUAUUAAAAUGUUGUUCAAAAAUUAUAAACUGUAUCAAUAAAAUUACUAUUUUAGAAUUUUGUA
Eupeodes corollae is the source of this 2241-nucleotide messenger RNA. RefSeq lists its product as uncharacterized. The transcript is spliced from 8 exons. Lineage: Eukaryota; Metazoa; Arthropoda; Insecta; Diptera; Syrphidae. The coding region runs from base 197 to 1528 and encodes 443 amino acids. The record is from RefSeq and is a predicted model, not a curated record.